UUCUCCAUACAACCGUACAGAUUUUACCGAAAGAGUUUUACGAACUGAAACUGAGGUGGAACACACGUGGCUCUCUCCCUCUUUUUCUUUCUCUGGUUCAUCUUCUCCGAAACAUACAUCAAUUUUUUUUUCCUCUUCUUCUCUUUCUCUCUCACUCAUCUUCCUCCACCGAACCACCAUGCAUAAAAUCACACCCCAAAAUUGCCAAAAUACUUCGGCGGGUUGCCGGACUCUCCCACGACAUCCAAAUCAGCGGGCACCGACCAGCUGUCCCGCCACCAAAUCCACAGUAUUCACCAUCGGCUCAAGCUCGCCGAAUCUUGCCACAGGUCGCCAUCAACGUCGCCGGGCCUCGCUCCCUAAGGUUCGCCCGAAGGCCAUUUUUCUCUUUCUUUUGCAGAAGAAUGAAGAAAGGAUGCUGGAAGCCAGGCACAGUUGCGCAGAUCGGUGCGAACUUGCGGACCGGCUGUCUCUCCGGUGAAACUUCAGUCCCGCCAGCGAACCUGCAGUUUCGCCAGCACCCGUGGUCUCAGCUUAAGUUGGCCGAACCUCGCUUCCUAAGGUUCGCCAAUUCACUUCUCAAGAUUGCCGACCCCGCCGCAGGUUCGCCAAGCACUCUCCAGCAGAGACCUGCUGCUUCCGCGAUCGCCAAUCCACGCCAUCGCCAAUCUGCGACGUGGUUCGCUCUCCGUGAUCGCCAACCAUUUUUUCUCUUCUUCCGUUUACCCUCUCUUACUCUCGCUCACCACCAUAGAACUAGGGUGUAGCAUUCCUCACAAAGAAACGAAGCAGAUGAAUCCAGC
Corylus avellana is the source of this 803-nucleotide messenger RNA. NCBI's taxonomy places the organism in Eukaryota, Viridiplantae, Streptophyta, Magnoliopsida, Fagales, Betulaceae. The record is from RefSeq and is a predicted model, not a curated record.